CUUCACACUGCUGCUCGCACCAGCGGAGUCGCGGCCUGCCUGGCAUGAGCUCCUGCUGCUCCUGUAUCGUCCCUCACCGCGCCGCUACCGCCUCCGCCUCCCCUUCGAUCGCCUCAUCCCCACGACGAUCGCUUCACCACCAGAGCCACUAUCCCUUUCGGCGCCGUGUGCCUUUCGUUCGCCUCUCGUCGACGCUCUGGAGAUGCCGGACCCGCCCGAUCGGAGUCCUCAAGGAAGCCAACGAAGUGGACGCUAACGUUUCUGAGGGAGAUCCAUCUCCAGAGGGGGGAUUUCGAGAAGAUGCUACCGAUGGGCUCGUCGCCAACGGCGUUGCGGGGGAGGCGAGCGAGGGCAGUUUGGAUUUGGUUAUUAGGGAUGCCGUGCGGAGCAGGAGAAAGGCCGACGAGGAUGAACAAGAGUACGAUAGGUACACUAUGCGCAACGGAAGGGAGGUAUUUCAAGAGAAAGCCUACCUUGUUGGUGUUGAAUGUAAAGGUUCUGAAGCAAACAUUUUCAGUAUCGAGGAGUCACUUAAAGAGCUUGCACAAUUAGCUGAUACUGCUGGACUGUGGGUUGUUGACUCUACCUAUCAAAAGCUUGCCAAUCCCAAUCCGAGGACUUAUAUUGGCUCUGGAAAGGUUGCUGAAAUCAAGAGUGCAAUUCAUGCACUGGAUGUUGAAACUGUAAUAUUUGAUGAUGAGUUGUCAGCAGGACAACUCCGCAACUUGGAGAAAGCGCUUGGUGGAGAUGUUCGUGUAUGUGAUCGAACUGCUCUGAUUCUUGAUAUCUUUAAUCAAAGGGCUGCUACUCAUGAAGCAGCUUUGCAGGUUUCUUUAGCACAGAUGGAAUACCAACUUCCCAGGUUAACAAAAAUGUGGUCUCACCUUGAACGUCAGGCUGGAGGCAAGGUUAAGGGAAUGGGAGAGAAACAAAUUGAAGUGGACAAGCGUAUCUUACGCACACAAAUUAGUGCAUUGAGAAAAGAAUUAGAAUCUGUACGGCAACAUCGAAAGCAAUAUCGUAAUCGGCGUCUAUCAGUACCUGUUCCUGUUGUGUCCCUGGUUGGCUAUACAAAUGCUGGCAAAAGUACGCUCUUGAAUCGCCUGACUGGUGCUGAUGUCCUUGCUGAAGAUCAGCUCUUUGCGACACUGGAUCCAACUACCAGAAGGGUGCAGAUGAGAAAUGGAAAAGAGUUCCUUUUGACUGAUACAGUAGGUUUCAUUCAGAAGCUGCCUACGAUGUUGGUAGCUGCAUUUAGAGCAACACUAGAGGAAAUAUCCGAGUCAUCCCUUAUAGUUCAUGUUGUGGACAUCAGCCAUCCCCUAGCUAAUCAGCAGAUUGAUGCCGUUAAUAAAGUACUUCAAGAACUGGAUGUGGCCCUAAUACCAAAGCUAAUUGUGUGGAAUAAGAUCGACAAGACCAGUGGUCCUGACACAUUAAAAUCAGAAGCAGAAAAAAUAGGUGCUGUAUGCAUAUCAGCAAUUAAUGGUGAUGGAUUGGAGCAAUUCUGCAGUGCGGUUCAAGCAAAACUGAAGGACUCAUUGGUUCCUGUGGAAGCUUUAAUUCCUUACGAAAAAGGCGAGCUCCUUAACUCGAUACAUCAGGUUGGACUGGUUGAGAGAACUGAAUACAAGGAGAAUGGGACCUUGGUGAUAGCACAUGUUCCUCUUCCACUUGCAAGGCUACUAGCUCCAAUGAGGCAACUAACUGCAGCACAAUGAUUCUCUUAUAAUCUGUUAUAAUCUUAUGGUAGUUCUUAUAUUCUUCUAUUGAGUUAUAUUUGUAAUAUGUAUUCUCAGUGAUGAAAAAAAAAAGUACUUCCAAUGAUAUAACAGCCAUAUUUUUUUUAUAAUUUAAUUAAUACUGUAAAAGGAGCAAGUUACAUUUUCCUUAAUAUUUUGUAAAUCGAAUUCUGUGUGUUCUCCAUUGUUUAUAUUAGAUUCAGAUUAUACUUCACCCUUU
Molecule: messenger RNA, 1962 nt
Organism: Zingiber officinale
Lineage: Eukaryota; Viridiplantae; Streptophyta; Magnoliopsida; Zingiberales; Zingiberaceae
Product: GTPase HflX-like
Exons: 13
Coding region: 45-1721 (558 amino acids)
Cellular component (GO): cytoplasm
Molecular function (GO): ribosome binding; GTP binding
Source: RefSeq, a predicted model, not a curated record